Molecule: messenger RNA, 1242 nt
Organism: Hibiscus syriacus
Lineage: Eukaryota; Viridiplantae; Streptophyta; Magnoliopsida; Malvales; Malvaceae
Product: thaumatin-like protein 1b
Exons: 3
Coding region: 57-974 (305 amino acids)
Biological process (GO): defense response
Cellular component (GO): extracellular region
Source: RefSeq, a predicted model, not a curated record
CGUCCUCUUCAUCCUUCUUAUUAUAUAAAAUAUUCUGCUUUCAAAAUUUUCUCUUGAUGGCCCGGUCUACAUUUUUUGCUGCUAUCUGUGUUGUCUUUCUUUCACGUUCAGGAGUGAAAGCAACCACCUUCACCAUAGAAAACAGAUGCGAUUACGUGGUAUGGCCUGGGAUUCUCUCAAACGCAGGUGUUCAAGCGCUUCCCGAAACAGGUUUCACCCUCCAAAGCGGAGAAACCAAGACCAUUUCCGCACCGACAUCAUGGGGUGGUCGCUUUUGGGGUAGAACCCAUUGCUCCCAGGAUUCCACCGGGAAAUUCUCCUGCCUCACCGCUGAUUGUGGUUCCGGGAUGGUAGAAUGUUCAGGGAACGGUGCUUCUCCGCCGGCAACUUUGGCUGAAUUCACUUUGGAUGGUGCCGGUGGUCUUGAUUUUUUCGACGUGAGUUUGGUCGACGGAUACAACAUCCCUAUGUUGGUGGCUCCGCAGGGUGGCACGGGCCAAAACUGUACCAACACCGGCUGCGUCGUUGACCUCAAUGGCUCCUGCCCUUCGGAGCUGAAGGUAAUGAGCACCGACGGCAGAGAUGGCGUUGCUUGCAAGAGUGCCUGCGAGGCAUUCGGCGACCCUCAGUACUGUUGCAGCGGCGCGUAUGGUACACCCGAUACUUGCAAACCAUCUGCGUACUCGGAGGUGUUCAAGACAGCCUGCCCACGCGCCUACAGCUAUGCGUAUGAUGACAAAACCAGCACCUUCACAUGUGGCAACGCUGAUUAUACCAUUACUUUCUGCCCUUCGCCCAACACUAGCCAGAAAUCAUCACAAGGGCAGCAGCAGAACACGGAAACGACAACUAUUAUCAAUGGCACAAUGGUGUACGAAGGUGCCUUGGACGAGAGUGCGGCAUCAUCACUUUCCACGUGCGCCCACGUGCUGGGCAUGACAAUGGCGAUUUGGUGGUCGUGGCAACUCUUCUAACUUGUUCACCAUUGCGGUAGGGGCUGGCCCGGCCAGCGGGUAUAUACAGGCGGAGUAGAUGAAAGAGCUCAGUUAAAUUGUGCUUCUCCUUGCCAUUACCCGGCAUAAAGGUUGCUCCCUGCUAGUUGUUAGUUUUAGGAAUUCUUUUAUAUUAUUUAAAAGGUUUAAAAUAUAUUUAAUUGAAGGGGAUGGAUGGGAUUCGUUUAAUUGUUUUGUUUCCAGGAAAUUAUGAUUAACAUAUGCGUGCAUAGUGGUGCUCUUUAAUCAA